UAUCAUGUCCUUCCCCUGGAUGUGAAUAUGCGGCGGAAUUUGAAAUUGGAAGUGAAAGUUAUGAUGUGGUUUGUGAUUGUUCAAAUAGUUUCUAUUGGAAUUGCUUGGACGAAAUCAUCGCCCGAUUAAUUGUGAGACUAUUGCUAAGUGGAGAAUUAGAAACUCAACGAAAUCUGAAAAUAUGAAUUGUGUUUUGAUUGUUACUAAGAAGUGUCCUAAAUAUAAGAACGCUAUUCAGAAAAAUGAGGGAUGUAUGCUUGUAGGUGUGGUUAUCAAUUUUUUUGGCUUUGUUUAAAAAAAAAGGGUCCUUGUAUUGAUAGUUGUAAUCGUUAUGAGGAAAAAAAGGAGGUAAAGGAAGCCAAAAAAUUAGUACAAAGAUACACACAUUACUUUGAGAUAUGGGCAUCUAAUGAGAAGUCAAGACAAAAGGCUUUUAAAGAUUUAAAUGAGAUGAGAGAUGAAGGUUUGAAGGAGCUAAGUGAAUUACACAAUUUACCUGAGACUGAAUUGGGAUUCAUUAUACCAGCUUGGCAACAGAUUGUUGAAUGUAGAAGAGUUUUGAAAUGGACAUAUGCUUAUGGAUUUUAUUUAGGGGAAAAGGAGAAGACAGAAUUCCAAAUUUUCGAGUACUUACAAGGGGAAGCUGAGGCAGGUCUAGAGCGACUUCAUCAUUGUGUAGAGAAAGAAUUGUUGGGUCCUCUUGGAUAUACCAAGAAAUUGGAUUAUACAGAGUACAAGAAUUUUGAACUUUUUCGUUCGAAACUUAUUGAUCUGACUAAGGUUACUGGAAAUUACUUUGAGAACUUGGUUACUGCCUUAGGCAAUGGGCUGAAAGAUGUGAAAAACUCAAAAGAAUCCAAGAGGAAAAAGGGUAAGUGACAUAUGCAAUUUGUUAAAUGAAGAUUUUGAUACUAAUAUUUGUCAAAUGUGUUUGGUAGGUUAAGCAAAUUUAACCCAACAGAUGCAGAGUAUAAGAAUAUUAGAUGAACUUAGAAGAAGUAUUUUUGUUUUCUUAGUUUAGCUUAAAUAGUCCAAAGUUUGGUUUGUCUCCAUGUUUUCGUGCACAAUUUAUUUUCAUUAAAUUUUAUCUGUAUUCGAUUCAGUAA
Nicotiana tabacum (common tobacco) is the source of this 1106-nucleotide messenger RNA. NCBI's taxonomy places the organism in Eukaryota, Viridiplantae, Streptophyta, Magnoliopsida, Solanales, Solanaceae. The record is from RefSeq and is a predicted model, not a curated record.